AUGUGCAACGAUUCAAUAUUCCGCUUGACAUUGACGCUGCUUUUGACGCUGCUGAUUCCAUUGAGCCCAGCGGUUGACGACAAUGAAUGGCCAACGAUGGGCAUUGAGCUGGAAGCGGAGCAUACGGCUUUGCUGCAGGGCAACCUGCUCCUACAGUUCGCGCAACAACACAAGCAAAUCCCACGCAUAACUUACUUCACCUGCCGCAAUCCGGUCAACAAUGAAAACGUUGGGUUGCGGAAACUGCGCUCUGCAUUUGAAGCAAAGAAUAUCAAGCUGAUUAAGCGUAUCUAUGGCGGCAGCAAUGUCAUUAAGAGUGGGACGGGACUCACUUUUCUGCGAGUCGUCUACCUCGAUGUGCUGCGGCAGCGUAGCACAAAGCGUGGCAGACCCAUGGUGGGAGGGGGGAGUGGCAGUCGUGCCACCUUUAGCCCGGCACUGAACAGAGCCGACUGGUUGAACAAUGUGCUGCAGUUGGAAGCCCAGCGUCAAAUUGUGGCCGUGGAUUUGGCAUGCGGCAUACUAAGUCGUCGCUUCUUGGAGCAGGCUUCCACCAAGAUGCUCUACAACGACAAGUAUCACUGGUUAUUGAUUGAGGAUUAUGCGCUGCAUAUGAGCGGAGCCCACCUGACGAACUCGACACCUGAUGGGCUUGAGCCUAUUGAAAGCUACAUGGAGGGCCUAAACCUCUACAUAAACACGGAACUGACAUUGGCCAAGCGUGUGCUUGAUGCUGCCAGCUACACGCUCUACGAUGUCUGGAACCCCGGAUUCACCUACGGCGGACGUGUCAAUAUGACGCACAUUGGUUACUUCACACUUCCGGAUGGCAUGCAACUGCAUCGUUGGUUUCGCAUGAAAGCAACGGUGGUGCGGCGCCUUAAUAUGCAGCACGCUAAAGUCCGGACCAUGAUCGUGAUCACAAACAAGAAUAUGAGCGGCUCGAUUAUGGACUAUGUGUCAAAUCCAAUAAGUCCGCACAUCGACACAAUGAACCGAUUUAACUUCAAUAUGCUUAUGGUGGUGCGUGACAUGUUUAACUGGACAUUUGUGCUGGCGCGCACCACAUCCUGGGGCUAUUUGAAGAACGGUCGCUUUGACGGCAUGAUUGGAGCGCUAAUACGCAAUGAGACAGAUAUUGGUGGCUCGCCGAUUUUCUACUGGCUGGAGCGACACAAGUUUGUCGACGUGGCUGGUCGCAGUUGGUCGAGUCGACCAUGUUUUAUCUUUCGACAUCCGCGGAAUACGCAAAAUCGUCGCAUUGUCUUCUUGCAGCCGUUCACCGACGAUGUCUGGAUCCUGAUUGUGGUCAGUGGUGCGCUGACUGUAUUCAUACUCUGGUUGCUAACCACAAUUGAAUGGAAGUUGCUGCCUCAUGAUGGCAUGGCCCUUAUCAAGCCCAAGGGCGGGGCACCACUAUCGCAUUAUCAGGCGCAGGAACUAAGAGAGGAGCGCCGUGUCAGUGCAUUGCCUGUUGAGACAAAUACUGUGUUUUCGCCUCGGCCCAUUACUGGUGGAUUCCUACGCCGUUGCUAUUUGCGCGCUCGUAACUAUUUCGAUGCUCGAGCAGCACGGCAGAAAUCACCCGAACGCGUGGGUCUCUUCCUGGAGUCUGUGCUCUUCUUUGUUGGCAUCAUUUGUCAGCAGGGCUUGGGGUUUUCUACACAAUUCAUUUCCGGUCGUACUAUUGUCAUAACCAGUCUGCUGUUCUCCUUCUGCAUCUAUCAGUUCUAUUCGGCCAGUAUUGUUGGAUCGUUACUCAUGGAGCGACCAAAGACAAUCAGAACGCUCCCGGAUUUGGUGCAGAGUUCCCUGAAAGUGGGCGUCGAGGACAUUCUUUAUACCCGGGACUACUUUUUAAAAACCAAAGAUCCCGUGUCCAUAGAAUUGUAUGCUAAGAAAAUCAUAAGAAUGCCAGCUGGCAAUAAUAACGAUCCAAGUGGCGAGCAAUCUGAGCAAUCUAAUGUUAACAUUAAUCAGUCCUAUCGCGAUAUUGUGCAUAGCCAUGAAACGGGUGCCCAUGCCAAGGUUGCCGAAGGUUCAAAUUGGCUGGAGCCGGACAUUGGCUUGCUUAAAGUGAGAACAGAACGUUUUGCUUUUCAUGUCGAUGUUGCUGCGGCCUAUAAAAUUAUUGCCGAAACGUUUUCCGAACGUGACAUAUGCGAUCUCACAGAGAUCAGCAUGAUUCCUCCGCAAAAAAUGGUCGUGAACAUGCAAAAAAACUCACCAAUGCGAAAGGUCAUUUCCUAUGGUUGGCGACGUGCUACUGAAUCUGGCAUUUUAAGCUACAAUAUCAAGGUGUGGCACUCACGGAAGCCGCCAUGCGUGAGAAAAAUCUCUACUUCUGAUUUGCAUGUGGAUAUGGAUACUGUGAGCUCUGCACUGUUAAUACUUAUAUUUACCUAUGCUAUUGCUGUGUUUAUUUUGGGCUUGGAGAUUCUCUAUAAGAAAUGGCAAUCGCGGCUCGUCAUCAAGUUGAACUGA
This is a messenger RNA of Scaptodrosophila lebanonensis, 2484 nucleotides long. RefSeq lists its product as uncharacterized. The transcript has 8 exons. Gene Ontology annotation, cellular component: membrane. Lineage: Eukaryota; Metazoa; Arthropoda; Insecta; Diptera; Drosophilidae. The coding region runs from base 1 to 2484 and encodes 827 amino acids. Gene Ontology annotation, molecular function: ligand-gated monoatomic ion channel activity. The record is from RefSeq and is a predicted model, not a curated record.